AAUAUAUGUGGAUACCCCAAAAUAUAGCAUUAAACAAAAAUUUAAUAAAUAUAUAAAUAUCGGAAAAAAAUUAAAUAAGAUGGAUUAAAGGAAAACAAAAAUAAAAUAAAAAAAAAAAUCUAAAAAGUGUAUAACAGUUUUUAAAUCGUAUAACAGUUUUUACUUUAUAUUUAAAAAUUAAUACUUAAACCAUUAAAUUUUAGUCUUAUAUUGAGAUUAACUUCAGAUUAAAAUAUAAAAUGAAGAAUGGUGCAAAACAAAAACAAUAAAAAAAUUACAUUGAAAAAUAAAAAAAAUGUAUGAUGUGUAUAACAGUUUCCAAAACUAAUAUAACAGGUUGAAAAUUGGUAUACUCUAUGGUGAAUAUUUUUAAAAGUUUCCAUAGUAUUUUUUUUGGAGAAAAAUAUUUAGUAAUAAAAUUAGAGAGGACACAAUUCUUGCAUAAUGCGCAGGAACAGAGUUUUUUUGAAUAAAGAAAUUGUAUAAUAAUAUAAUAUUAUAUUAUAGCUCCUAUUUUUGUUCUUUUUUAUAACAGUUUAACACAAAAUGAGAUUAAAAAUUAUUAUGAAAAUGAGAGAAAAUUAUUUAAUACACAAAAUGAAAACAUAAUAUAACGAACAGUUUAAAUAAUAUAACAGUUAAAAUUAUCUCAAUUUUGAAAUACAUAACAAUGAAUAGUAUAUAAGUAAUAUAAUAGUAUAAUAUAACAGUUAAUGUAAAAAUGAACAAUAAGAAUAUUACUAAAACAGUUUCAAUAUCAUAAAUAUAUAUGUCAAGUAAACAGUGUUGAGAAAUAAAUUUUUCGCAUGUAUGUAUAUAACAAAAUACAAGAAGUGUAAAUAAUUGUGACAAAAAACUUGUUGUACGUAGCAUCAUUCAGAAUUUGAAUCUUUGUAUAAUAUGUGCUUAAAUUAUAUUGAUAUCAGUAUAGUGAAUAUAGGUGGUGAAUAAUUUUUCAAAAGAAAAUAUUUAUUUUCCCUGAUAUAACAGUUAAGAAGUUAUACUACUUUGUGUAUAAACUUGUAUUAUUUAUUAUUUUUAAAAUGUUCACUUUGUUUUCAUUUUUGAAAUAAAAUACAUACAUACAUAUUUAGGUAAAAUUUUAUACCUUAUAUAAAAAAUUACUGAUAUAUAAUAGUUUUAUACAUAUAAUAUUAAAUUGUUAUAAUAAAUUAUAAUUAAUAAUAAUUGUUUUAUAAAAUUUUAAAAAAAUACACAAAAAAAAAAUUCAAAAUGAUGAGCAUUAAAACAGAAGGUUAUUUAAAAAAUAUGGGUAGUUUACCAAAUUUACAUGAAUUGGAACGUGUUAGGCGCCGACUCGAAGAUGAACAAGAAUUAGCAAAAAGAGAACAACGUGCACGUGAAGAACGUGAAUCAAUUAGAGAUCGAGAGAGAAUACCAAUGUCAUUACAAUCAACACAGUCAUCACAUAGUGCUCCAGCUACAAGUAAUAUUGGAACAAUUAGUGGUGGUGGUAUUAGUACUAGUAUUAUUAAUAAUAAUAUACCUGGUCCAAGUACAUCAGCUUCUAUAGGUGUUGGAGGUGGUAUUGGUGGUGUUAUAGCUGGUGGUACUAGUGGAAUUUUAUCAUCAACACAUACAACAUUUGGUGCUGGUUUUGGUAUAACAGCUGGUAAUACACAUUAUGGUGGUUAUGGUAUGGUUGGUUAUGGUACACCUGGACAAAUACCAAAAUAUCAUCAUUAUCAUCAUCAUCAUAGACAUUCAUUAACAACAAGACAUCGUGUUAUGAGAACAAGAAGUUCUGGUGCUAGUUAUAGUAUAUGGGAUGAUCCAAUGAUUGAGCAUAUGACAGGUUAUUCACCAAUAUCAUCAAGAUCACAUCGUAUAACAACAUUACCAGCAUAUCAAGUACAAGCUGCAUUGGCGGCACGUCGUCGUGAAUCAAUUAAUAGUUCAAUUGGUGCUAAUUCAAUACGACGUUUAUUAACAUUAAAUAAUCAUCGUCACUGCCGCCAUAAAAUUCCAUCACAUUUGCGUUCAAAAAUUUGUAAAAAUUUUAGUUUUUUAACAAUAUCACAUGGUUUAAUAUGUGCAAUAUUAUUUCCAUUAAUUGCAUUACAAGGUUCUAAUUCAAUAUGGCAUCAUCGUGAACAAUGGAUACAUGUUGGUCCAAAUAUUGGUUCAAUGCUAUUAAGUAUAUCAUUUUUAAUAUCAUCUGGUAUGUGUUUUUUAACAACACGUCUUAUACGUAAAAUAAAUUAUUUUAUAUUAUUAACAACCAGUUAUAUUGGUAUAUGUAUAUUUUUAUUAUGUCAUUUAUAUCCAUCAAUAUAUACAUUAGUACCAGCAUAUAUUAUAUUUGGUAUAAUAUUAGGACCAUCAUGGAUAAGUAAAAUGUCAUUAGUUGUUUAUUAUGCAAAUAAAAUAAGUUGUAAUCAAAAUGAAUGUAGUUUAAGUAGUGGCGGUGGUGGUGCUGGCUCUAUUAGCGGCGGUGGUGGCGGUGGUGGCGGUGGUGCUAUUGAUUCAUUAGAUCCUGAUUAUCGUAUUAGUUGUAAUCGUGAUCAAAAAGUACGUCGUUUAGUUAGAUGGUUUCAAGUAGCACAAGAUAUUGGUAUUAUAAUGGGUGCUAUUAUUGCAUCAAUAGCUUUAAAAUGUACUCCAACUGAUACAACAUGUUUUGGUUUUCGUACUUAUCAAGAACAACAAAGAAUACAUUUAUUAUCAGAUACACCAAUUAUUGAUACAUUUGAUAAUGAUAAUAAUAGUCAUAAUUAUAACAGUAAUAAUAAUAAUAAUAAUGGUUUAACACCAUUUGAUAUUAAUAAUAUUUUAGAAGAAUAUAAUCAUAGCCUUAAGCCAAAUAGUAAUGGUAAUAAGAAUCAUAAUAAUAAUAAUGAUAAAAAUAAUGGUAAUAAUGAUAAUAAUGGUGCCUUAUCGGCUUCAGUAACAUUUGAGGAAAUUUUUAAAAGUGUAACAUCAGAUUUAAUUACGCAAUUACCAUCAACAACUAAAACUACAACAAAAAUAAAAUCUGAGAAAUUACCAACUACAUCAUCAUCAUCAUCGUCAUCAUUAUUAUCUACAAUAUCAAAUUCAGAUUUUAAUAAUAAUAAUAAUGUAAGAACAAUAGAAAAUCAUUAUAUAUUUGAUAUGUAUAAUCAUAAUGAGCAUAAUGAAAGAAUAUGUGGAGCUGAUAUGUGUCCAAUAUGGCAUUUAACUGAAGAUCAAGAUACUGGAAAUGAUUCAACAUUUUAUUCAAAUUUUAUACAUGAAGGUGGUAAAAUUGGGUCACUAACAUUAAUAUUAGUUUUUCUAUUUUUUGCUGUUAUUGCUUUAAUAUUAACAAUAAUUAAUGGUAAAAUUGAUGUAACCUUUCGGCAUGAAAAUAUUAAAGGUAUGACAGAUACAUUAUUAUUUGCUGGGCCAAUGGCUUAUUUUAUUGGAACUGAACAAGGUUAUAUGCUAAGUGAUUUUUCAAGGGCGUAUGUUUCAUGUACUCUGGGAUUACAAAUGGUAGCUGGAGUUUUAAUUUGUAUGGGAAUAAUGCAAGGAAUUGUAGCAUGUACAUUAAGUAUGUUAUUAAGACAUAUCAAAAGAGCAGUCGUAUUAGUUGCAGGAUUCUUCUUUCAUGCUUGUUUGCUAUUAGUACUUUCACAGUGGAAACCUUCAAAGGACGAUAGCGCUCUUUUUUAUGUGAUAGCUGCAUCAUGGGGUGCUUGUAAUGCAAUGUGGGAAACAUUAUUAUUUGCAUUAAUAACAUUAACACAUCAUGUUAAUGUUGCUGAAAUAAUAGCACCAUUACAGGCAUUACGUUUUCUUGGACUUGGUGUUACAUUUGCUGCACAUGGAUUUUUAUGUGAAAAUCCAAAAAUUUUAAUUUUAGGUAUAAUAUUAGUUAUAAGUUUACCACCAUAUGCUGUAUUAGAAAUACGUUUGGAGGCACAAAGAAAAUCACAAUUAAUUGCAUUAUGACGUAGUGCUUUUAGUUAGUCAAAGGCAAAACGUCGAACGUUACGGAGACGUUCUUAUUAAAUUUUAUAUAAUUUUAAUAAUGUGUUUAUUAUAAAUAAUUUUUAUGAAAAUUAAUAUUAUUAAUUUUAAUUUGAAAUAAAUUUUUAUAAAAUCUUUCAUUAAUUUAUAAUAAAUUAAAAAAAAAAAUAAAAAUAUUUAAUUUUUUGUUAGUAAAAAUAACCUAUAAAUUUGUACUUUAAACUUUAAAAUACCAAAAAUAUCUAAAGUAAUUAUAUUAUAUUAUUGUCAAAAACUAAAAAAUUAACAACCCUAUAUAGAUUGUACCCUAUUAUUGACAAGAAAUAAAUAAAUAUAUAAAAAAAAACUAUUAUAACUUCAA
Messenger RNA from Condylostylus longicornis, 4315 nucleotides. RefSeq lists its product as uncharacterized. Lineage: Eukaryota; Metazoa; Arthropoda; Insecta; Diptera; Dolichopodidae. Gene Ontology annotation, cellular component: striated muscle dense body; plasma membrane. The record is from RefSeq and is a predicted model, not a curated record. Gene Ontology annotation, biological process: regulation of potassium ion transport; regulation of muscle contraction. Gene Ontology annotation, molecular function: potassium channel regulator activity. The transcript has 6 exons. Bases 1234 to 3936 code for a protein of 900 amino acids.